This is a messenger RNA of Solea solea (common sole), 5190 nucleotides long. RefSeq names its product tudor domain containing 12 (gene tdrd12). The coding region runs from base 267 to 4727 and encodes 1486 amino acids. Gene Ontology annotation, biological process: transposable element silencing; germ-line stem cell division. The record is from RefSeq and is a predicted model, not a curated record. The transcript has 37 exons. NCBI's taxonomy places the organism in Eukaryota, Metazoa, Chordata, Actinopteri, Pleuronectiformes, Soleidae.
CCUGUCACGCUGAGAAGUUCGCAAAUAGGUAUAUUUUAUAGUUUGACUGUAGAAAAGUCGAUAUUUUCAUAACUGAGCCUUAUCUCAGUAAAUGUUUUGCGGUGAGGACUGAGCUAAACUGAGCUAAUUAGUCAAUUGGUCACUCGCGUAAAAUGUGGAUAUCCGUUAAAAUUUGAAUUGUUUUUUUUUUCGUCUGUCAGCGAAAGCCUCAGAAAUUCAUUGCACAUACUCCGUUUUCUUGCUUUGUCUAAAGGAGUGGGAGCACCAUGCCGAUAAUAUCAAUUCUAAAGGUUGAGAACCCCUCCUGCCUCUGGGGCCGGGUGAGUCAGGACAACAUAGAGAAGACAGAACAGCACAAGACUCUGCUGACUCAAAUUAACCUCUUCUACCAUGACGUCAAUCUGGACCUGCACAAGCUGAAACCCAUGUCAAUAGAGGAGGGACAGGUGUAUGUGGUGUACUGGUCAAUGAUGAAGUCGUGGUGUCGGGCUGUGGUGGAGUCAGUUGUCAAAGACUCGGCGUCCUGUAGGGCUCGCUGCCUCCUGGUUGACUAUGGAGAACGACUCGUCAUCACCAAAGAUCAGAUCCGAGUUGCUGUUGAUAAAUUCCUCCAGCUGCCUUUUUGGAUGAGGAAGUUCCACCUGGCAGGACUCAAACCAACAACCCUUCGAGUGUCUUUGUUUGAGGAAAAGGCAGAGUUGGUGCCAUCCACUCAGUGGGACAGCUCAGCUACGCUCUACCUGCACAACCUGUUACAAGCAUCAACUCUGACAGAGGCUGUAUUGUUUGAAACCGAGUCAGACUCAACCUCCAUCAAGCUCUACCUUACUGUUGGAAACAUCAAGAUGUGUGUAAAUGAUGACCUUGUUGCAAAGAAGUUUGCAAGUUAUAGCAAAGGGUCACCUGAAAACACUAGAUUGGACUUGUUGGAUCGCAUUCCCAGCAUCUUAACCCUGACUGUCUCUACACCUUCAAACAAGCUGACAGCAAAAAACCAACCAUCCCCUGUGAUAUCAAAUGGUGCAGUUGUUGGCAGAGCAGAUGAUUGGCUAACAGCGUCAUCUUCAUCUCAGAGCCAACAGCAUGAGCUGAUGACCUUUGAGGGGGACAUCAAACCAAACAUUGCAGAUAAACCGACAAGCAACCGGUCAAGGAGCAGCUCUCACCCUGCUGCUGUAGAUAGUGACUCAUCAGAUGGCACAGACUCAUCUCUGGCUGCAGCUCUGACCAGAAACCUCAGCCUUUUCAAGUUCUGGAAAUUUCUGAAUCCUGGCAGUAUCUUCCAUCAGCCAGCUAAUAGUGUCAGUCAGCAUGAAGAGCUUAGCCAUGGUGAACCUAAAGAGACGAUUGCAGCCUCCGGCACCUGCAUAGGACAGGAAGACAAUCAGCCAGUAACAGUUGAUGAAGAGGUUUUCCAUAUGAGUGGAAAAAGUGAAGAUGCAGAUAUUGACCUAAAUCAUGUAGAAAAUCUGGCAGAUGAAGACACAAGCUCCAGUAGAUCAGUACAGUCAGGACCAACAGAGGCAGAGAUGCCACGGAGGAGUAAAAUGGACCAAACCUGUUCAAGGUUUUUGGAGUGGUUGAAUCCGGAGCCUCUGGAGUCUCAUCCAGAGGCUGGAGACGAUGCUCCUGACUGUCCUCAGGUGGUUCCUAGUGAUCCGAUGAAAAGUGGCAUUUUGGUGCACUCAGCGUUCGCAGUUCAGCCCUGCACCAGUUUGGAAGAUGCGCCUAUCACCGAUGCUCUCCGUUCGGUGCUCCGGAGGAAGCAGUACAGCACUCUGUCUCCAGCUGACCGUUACAGCUGGCCACCUGUGUCUCAAGGACACAACACCAUUGUCAUCUCCCAAGGUGCUGACCAGCCACUCAGCUACCUCGCCCCACUCCUUAGCCACGUCCUGCUGAGCUCCAUCUUCUGCUCCUUCACCUCCAGCACAGGGCCCAUAGUGGUGGUGCUGUGUCCAAAGUGGGAGAAGGUCCAGACAGUGUAUGACCUACUGGAGAAUAUCAAGGGUGCCCAAAUCCUUCAUCCAUUCAGUCUGUUGGUGGGUGUCGGGAAGGACGAGGCCAAGACUGUCAAGAUCCCAAAGAACUGCUUGCUGUUGGUGACCACUCCCUUCAGUUUGGUCCGUCUGCUGUCCUUCCACUGCUUCAUGUUCCUGCGUCUGUGCCACCUGGUGCUGGACGAGGCCGACCAGCUCUUCACUCAUGCUCCAGAUGAGAUGGCAACCAUCUUGCAGCAUUUCCAGAAGGUGACCUCCAGUGAGGGGAAUGUCUCCUGGCCUCAGCAGCUUGUUGCUGUGGCCAAGCAGUGGACAAGUCAGAUGGAGGCAUUGUUAACCAAUUAUAUGCCAUAUCCCUGCAUUGUCAUAACCAUCCCCGAGGAAGCUGCUCUCUAUGGUCACGUUCAGCAGCUCAUCCUCAUGACUCCAGAGAGCAGCAAGAUCUCAGAACUUUUGGGCACACUGGAUUUCAGCCUUGAUGUUUGUCAGAAGACUCUGAUCAUUACCAACUCUGCUCAUGAAGUUGAAAAUGUGUUCAUGGCUGUAAAGAACAAAUCAUUGUUCUGUCUCAAGACUCACGAGGGCUUAACACACCAGUUUGAGUUUGUCAUCCAGGAGUGGAGGAAAAACAUCGGCCGUGGCACUCAUGUUAUUUUGGUAACCACCAAUGAGUGUCUCAAGUGUUUUGGGAUCAAAGAUGCCACUUGCGUCAUCCACUACGGCUUUCCCACUUCUCCCAAGCUGUUUGGCAGCCGACUCCUCUGUUUGUCUGACAACUUCAGAAACUUCUCAGGACGGGUUUUUACCCAGGAUCAAACGGAGAGCUGUCCUAGUGUCAUCAGGUCAGUGCUGCUGAUUUCAGAGAGGAAUGCUUCUCAUGUUGUCGGGGUUCUGCGCUAUCUGGGAAGAACGGACGCUCUGCUGCCCCCUGAGCUGCUGUCCUUCGCUCAGGGUGUCCUUGUGGCACGGGAGGAUCUCAAGAUCAACAGACCUCUUUGCAGCUACCUGAAGAACUUUGGAGUUUGCAGAGACAGCAGUACAUGUUCUGACCGUCACAGGUUCGUUUCCCAGCUCGACCAAUCUGAGCUCCCCGCCUCUGGAGUCAUAGAAGUCGUACCAGUCUCCAUCAAGACAGCGUCUGUCUUCUACGGUCGAAUCGUUACAAAAGACAGUGGUUUUGAUAGCUUGGCAUCAGAGAUGACUUCUUACUAUGCUGAUAAGAAACCAGGAGCUGAAGUGUUGGUGGAGGGAGGCUUGUAUGCCGUGGAAGAGGAUGAUUUCUUCCACAGGGUGAAGAUCCUCUCUGUUCCAGACAGGGGUACCUGCUUGUUUUUCACACUCUUUGUUCGGUUCAUUGAUGUGGGAAAGGAGGAGGAGGUGAAAUCUCACCAGAUCCUUCAGCUGCCAGAGCAGUUCCACGCUCUGCCUGCCCAGGCCGUGGAGAUCAUUGUCUGCUCGGUCAAACCAGUUGAUGCUGAAAUCGACUGGCACCCAAAGGUCACCAGAGCCAUCAGCCAGAAGAUCAAAGGUCUGCAGCACCGGGCCAGAGCUGUUCUCAGUUUGGGAAACACCGUCUUUGUUGAUUCCAUGGUCCGGGUGACUCGGGUACCGGGUAUGAAAACCGUUAUCAACGAAUAUGCCGUCCGGUCAGAGAUCCUGAAUACUGGAAUGGGAGUCGGCAACCCAGAGCAUCUGGACCUUCUGAAGCAGCUUUGCCAGGGAGGUGAGACCAACAACGGCAAAGAGGCGGGUCACAUUACUGGGUUGAAGGACGGAUCAAUGUCUCCAGAGCUCAGGAUCAAAGCCGAGGAAUGCGCUAUGGCCGAAGUCUUCAGGGCAGCAGAGGCCAGAAUGCUUUCUGACCUUCCUCAACUCGAGCCAGUGCCUGACCUUCCUCAACUCGAGCCAGUGCCAGACCUUCCUCAACUCGAGCCAUUAAAUCUAGUGUCUUCAAUGAAGCAGUGCCCAGUCCCAGAAUCAUCACUUUGCCCUGUCUCACUGUGUGAUCAGGAAGUCUUGUCAGAUAUUCAGGCUGCAAAUGAACAGAGGAGUAAUCACACUGGGAAACAACAUUCAUUUGAACAUAUAAGGAAUGGAGAUGGAGAACUUUGUCCCACCACCAGCCUGGCUGCUGGUGAUGAUCAAAACAACAGCCAGCAGGUCACCACUGAAAUAGACAGCGAUGGCUCCACAAAAAGUUUCCAUCCUCAGGUCCGCUGGUACCAGACAUCAGACUCUGUGAUUGCCACAGUGAAGCUGAUGAACCCAGAGAGCCAGCGCUGUGACUUCUCCCCUGACAGAGUCACCUACAGGUCUGUCAGAUGUGGACCACCAGUGAUCAAUCCACUCGUCAUCACAUCCAACAAUCAGUGGAGCUUUUUAUCCAGAGCACUUUACACUGGUGGGAGUGGGUACAUGUUUAGCAUGACUGGCCUUCCUGUGAGUUGCAGAGUGAAUGGUCGGAACUACAGAGCAGACCUGGAGCUUCACGACAGCAUUAAUGCGGGCAGCUCGCACUGGGAAAUGAAGUCCAAUGAGCCCGUCAUUAAACUGGUCAAACGACGACGGGGAUACUGGGAGAAACUUCUUAGAAACAAGAAUAUUUUUGUGAAUUACGAUAUGGAUCACAUUGAACAGGAUGAAGACAAAGCUCCAAACGGUCUGUCGUUUGUGGCGAACACAGGAGAGAAUGACUGGUAUGUAGACUCAGAGACCGACAGUGACUGAUGAUGAAAGGGCAACAAACAUCAUGUUCAGUGCCUUUGUGGGUGUGCACUUUAGGGUUUGUUGAAUUAACCUGAUGCUGUCGCAACCAUCUUCAGUACGUAGCCCUAGAAAACGAUGGAUGGAUGAGUUGUUACUCAGCUAAAAACAAUGCAGCUGUUCCAUAAGUUUGUCUUAAAACCCUUUUUGUUAGCUCAUGUGUUAGUUGAGUCAACCUUAUGGUCAUUUUGGGGGGUGCAGUUUGUGGUUAUGAUGAAUCAUGUUUCAAUUGAUAUUACUUUGUUAAAAUUAAGAAGAGUAAGUCAAGGGGGUUCAUUACCUCAACCAAGGAGUGUGUUCUCACUGCUGUGUAUCAGCAGGAUAACUCAAAUACUACCUAAACAGAUUUUAAGGAGCAGAUCUGAGAAAGUUAUUUUGGGUUAAUAUGCACACGUCGGGCCAUACUGUGUGUGUGUGUGUGUGUGUG